CGCUAUUACUAUUAUUAUAUUACCAUCGAAAGCGAAUUUCGAGCAUGCAUUCGGGUUUUUGUAUCUGCAGAUUUUAGUUCAGGUUCGAGUGCUGACAGACUUCGCCUGAUCCGAAUUCACCUGUUGCCAUCCUUAGUCCCACCUGCAGAUAGCGCUAGCAGCAAUAUCAGCCGCCGCCGCUAGGCAAGGAGUGGAAGCCGCGGCAGCAGCCAUGGCUGCGUUCCCGGUCCUCCCAGCACCUGCCUGCACUUCCUUCUCUCCUUCGUCCGUAUUCCUCACCCCCUGUUCCUCGGAUGGCCGGAGCACAGCGCCAAGGGCGGCGGCGGUUCGCGGAUCGGCGGUGACGUGGGCCCACCGGACGCUCUCCGCUAGGUGGGUCCCAUCCGGUCUGGCGGUGGCGAGGCCGGCUGCCAGGAAGGCGCGCCUAGAGGAGCUUGAUACAUCCAACAUGCUCCUUCGCCAGCGCAUCGUCUUCCUCGGUUCCUCGGUGGAUGAUACAAGUGCUGAUCUCAUUAUCAGCCAGCUCCUACUAUUGGAUGCAGAAGACCAGACUAAGGAUAUUAAAUUGUUUAUCAACUCACCUGGAGGUUCUAUAACAGCAGGAAUGGGAGUAUAUGAUGCUAUGAAAUUUUGCAAAGCUGAUGUCUCAACUGUUUGCUUUGGAUUGGCGGCUUCAAUGGGUGCAUUUUUACUUGCUGCUGGGACAAAGGGUAAGAGGUACUGCAUGCCAAAUGCAAGGAUUAUGAUCCAUCAGCCAUCAGGUGGUGCUGGCGGGAAAGUCACGGAGAUGGGACUACAGAUAAGAGAGAUGAUGUACGAGAAGAUUAAGAUCAAUAAAAUAAUGUCGAGAAUUACUGGAAAAUCUAAAGAGCAGAUUGAUGAAGACACAAAGUUUGAUUAUUUCAUGAGUCCUUGGGAAGCCAAGGAUUAUGGGAUAGUUGACAGUAUCAUAGAUGAGGGGAAACCAGGGUUGGUAGCUCCCUUGGCAGGAUCUGUUCGGCCUCCAAAAUCGCGUGUGUGGUACUUGUGGAAGGCUUCGGGCCCGACCAGGAAGAUCAUGAAACAUCUACCUUCAGAGGAGAAACUAAUUAACAAUGGUAACGGAACAGCAACUGGAGAUGAUGAGAAGCUCAAGAGGGCAUCGGCAACCUGAAGACCUUCUAGGUCAUAAUAGUUCGAUAAUAGAAAUGGCUUAGUGCACUACCUGUAUUCUAAAUCAUUGUUUAAAUACAGACUAUGGGAGGAUGUUAAUCCAGUGCAGUGUGUUGGAUUCUGCGUUGUUUCAUGGGUGCA
Molecule: messenger RNA, 1293 nt
Organism: Sorghum bicolor (sorghum)
Lineage: Eukaryota; Viridiplantae; Streptophyta; Magnoliopsida; Poales; Poaceae
Product: ATP-dependent Clp protease proteolytic subunit 3, chloroplastic
Exons: 5
Coding region: 212-1153 (313 amino acids)
Biological process (GO): protein quality control for misfolded or incompletely synthesized proteins
Cellular component (GO): endopeptidase Clp complex
Molecular function (GO): ATPase binding; serine-type endopeptidase activity; ATP-dependent peptidase activity
Source: RefSeq, a predicted model, not a curated record